GCGUCGAAAAAGUUGUUAAAUAAAUGAUUCAAAGUAACUUCAGUUGAUUAAAGCUAUGUUUGAAGAAGCAUGAAAUGCAUAAAAGAAAACUUAAACGCAACACAUUAACACAAAGUGUGAAAACGCCUGAAAACUCAUCAAGGUUGAGAGAUUAUCAAGACAAUCAAAAUGAAUCAAGUGAUUAUUUCCAAUUGCCAAGUUUACAAAAGAAGAAAACUUGGAAAGAUGUUGAUGACAAUGCAUCAACUUGGGAUCAAAAUAGUGCAGCAACAGAUAUAUUUUGUUCAUCAGAAAUUGAAAAUAUUGCAACAAAGAAAAUUAUACAGCAAUGGGAAGCUGUUGAAAAUACUCUUUACGAAGAUGGUGAACAAGUGACCCAACCAGCUAUUUUAGAAGAAUGUAUACAGUGGAGAACACAAAUACCCCAUUUAAGAGUAACAGGAAAAAAUCCAUUUCUUUCAACUAAAACUAAUCAUGAAGAUGUUAGUAUAAAUUGUAAUCAAAUGAGAAAUAGUUCUGAGCCUCAAAAUGAAGAUGCAUUUUCAGAAUAUAGUCUUUCAUUAAAGGAUAAAAAUAGUUCAUCCAAGCAUAAAUUACAAAACAACCCAGAAGAUGAAAUAUUUGAUGUUCUUUAUGAACAUGUAAUAUCUGAACUAUUUCCAAACAAAGAAAAUGAAAUUGAUUCAUUAGGUGAUAGCUUUAAUGAUGUUUUACAAAUACGUAUGGCACCCAUUCACAGUAAUAAAAGCUCUGCAAAAAGUACAAAGUUAAAUUGGUUUGAAGAAGCAAAUUCUCUUGAAAAUAGGUUUUCAAAUAACAGUGAUAAAGCAAUAGAAAGUCGUACUAUAAUAAAAAGGGAAAGUGCACAAAUUCAAAAAAAAUAUGAUAAUGUUGCACAUAAUAACAGAAGAAGUGAGAAGGAUGAAUAUACUAUGUUAGAUAAGCUUUUUAGGCCACACACUAGCAGAAAUAAGCUUGGGACUGUUUUUAAUGAAAAGAUUGUAGUUAGUCCUGUGCCUUAUGUUUUAUCAACCAGGGAAAGUUUUUCUACUGUAAAAACUACUCCAAUCAAGUUCAUGGCACAGUCUCUAGAAGUUUCUACAUUUCAAGGUUCAAGUAGAGGUAUUAAUUAUUUUAAAAAAUCCGGAAAAAAAUCACCUUCGGCAAAAAUUUCAAAUUACCAAUCUGCUUGGCAUGCUCCUGUUUCUUCUGCUGUGUGGCCAAAAAAUAUAAAGCUUGCUCCUCUAGAUACUUCACGACUUCCUAGUAGCAAGAAUAGAUUUUUGACAUCUUCAGUACCAUUACCUCGUAACAGAAAACCUUUAAGUCCUAUUUCUCGACCCACUCUGCCUGUCUCUGCACAAACUGUUCAUAAUAAUAAUAAUGAAGGUUUAGAAAUUCAAGGGAGACACAUAGUUUCUGGCCAAUCUUCUAAGUUAAACACACUUACUACUGGUUUGAAAAAUGCUGGAGGUGCUCAGAGCAAAAGAAGGAAAAGUCAACAAAAAAUAAAGUCAUAAUUAAUUAAUUAUUACUAAUUUUGUC
Molecule: messenger RNA, 1545 nt
Organism: Habropoda laboriosa
Lineage: Eukaryota; Metazoa; Arthropoda; Insecta; Hymenoptera; Apidae
Exons: 6
Coding region: 75-1520 (481 amino acids)
Source: RefSeq, a predicted model, not a curated record